This is a messenger RNA of Knipowitschia caucasica, 690 nucleotides long. NCBI's taxonomy places the organism in Eukaryota, Metazoa, Chordata, Actinopteri, Gobiiformes, Gobiidae. The record is from the annotation of a GenBank genome assembly.
AUGGCUGAAGCCAUUGUGAGUGGCUGCAUAGAUGUUGGAAGGGUUAGGGAUGAAGAAGGAAGAGGAAGGGGAAGAAGGAAGAAGAAAAAAAGUGAAGAAGAGGAAAGAAGAAGAAAGAAGAAGAAGAGGAAGAAGGGGAAGAAGAGGAAUAAGGGGAGGAACAGGAAGAACAGGAAGAAGAGGAAGAAGAGGAAGAAGAGGAAGAAGGGGAAGAAGAGGAAGAAGGGAAGAAGAGGAAGAAGAGGAAGAAGGGAAAGAAGGGAAAGAAGAGGAAGAAGGGAAGAAGAGGAAGAAGAGGAAGAAGGGGAAGAAGGGGAAGAAGAGGAAGAAGGGAAGAAGAGGAAGAAGAGAAAGAAGGGGAAGAAGAGGAAAAAGAGGAAAAAGAGGAAAAAGAGGAAAAAGAGGAAGAAGAGGAAGAAGGGGAAGAAGUGGAAGAAGAGGAAGAAGGGGAAGAAGGGGAAGAACAGAAAGAAGUGGAAGAACAGGAAGAACAGGAAAAAGGGGAAGAAGGGGAAGAAGAGGAAGAAGGGGAAGAAGGGGAAGAAGAGGAAGAAGAGGAAGAAGAGAAAGAAGGGGAAGAAGAGGAAGAAGAGGAAGAAGGGGAAGAAGAGGAAGAAGGGGAAGAACAGGAAGAAGAGGAAGAAGAGGAGGAAGGGGAAGAAGAGGAAGAAGGGGAAGAAGAUGAAGUAA